Molecule: messenger RNA, 2348 nt
Organism: Ananas comosus (pineapple)
Lineage: Eukaryota; Viridiplantae; Streptophyta; Magnoliopsida; Poales; Bromeliaceae
Product: beta-glucuronosyltransferase GlcAT14A-like
Exons: 4
Coding region: 748-1953 (401 amino acids)
Cellular component (GO): membrane
Molecular function (GO): glucuronosyltransferase activity
Source: RefSeq, a predicted model, not a curated record
UCCCCAAGAACUCAUUUUUAUGGUAAAAGGGGAAAAAAAAAAGUAAUAUUUAGUCCUUGUAUAAGCCCAAUUUUCCCAUUUUCUGGUUGGUUCCUUUGUUGGUUUCGGGGGAUUCCGCGUUUUUGCACCAAUUUUCUUGGUGAUUUGGGUGGUGCCCACUUGCGUAUUUGAACAAAACUCCUCCUUUUUCCCCCUUUAAAACUCGGGCUUUUCCUUCAAGUUUUUUUUUUUUCCAUUUUUAAUGUGUGUGUGUGAGAGAGAGAGAGAGAGAGAGAGAGAGAGACUUUUUUGGGGUUAUGUGUGAUUUGUCCAAAAUUUUGUCUCCACACCCUUUAUUUCUCCAUCUAUUUCUCCUGUUAUAAGUUUCUCUCUCUCUCUCUCUCUCUCGGGUUUGAUCAAAAAUUCAAGUUGGGAAUUUCUUAUAUGGGAACUUAGGUGACAAAUUUUUUGUAUUCGGAAAUUUGUAGUAAUUAAUAUGCAGUUGAGGUGCUCGAAGAAUUGUUGCUGUGAGAAAGGUGGCAUCUUUAUUUAUUUCUAAACAAAAAGGUGGCAUCUUGAUUCAAGAGUUCUAUUGAUUUAGAAAGUUUUUUCUUUGCAUUAGCUUUAGAUAGAUAGAGAGAGAGGAGGAGGUGCCCUUCUUUUAUUUUGCUUCGAAACAUUUUAUCGGUCUCCGAAUUCGCGGCGUUGGAUUGAUGGGUAUCAUUUUAUUGUGGAUUUUGAAGUGAAUUCUUAUUGCCUUUUGAUCCAAUGAGGCUUUUGAGCUUAUCUUCGUGGCUCGCGGCCGCCGUGCUGAUUUCCUGCGCUUUCGUCGUCUCCAGAUCUUUCCUCAGGGAGGGAAUUCAAAAUUCGAAUUCGGAUAUCGAAACCAUAAACAAAGCCCUCAGGAAGAGUCACGGUGAUCCGCCGGUGUUCGCGUAUUGGAUAUCGGGCACCGGUGGCGAGAAUCGGAGGAUAAUAAGGCUGCUAAAAGCAGUGUAUCAUCCGAGGAAUCGAUACCUUAUUCACCUCGAUGCGGGAUCUACAGCUGAUGAAAGGACCGAGUUGGCGCGGGCUGUUCGAUCUGAAAGGGUCUUUAAAGCUUUUGGAAAUGUUGAUGUUAUGGGAAAGAGUUAUGCCGUCGAUCGGACGGGUUCGUCGGUUCUUGCGGCGACGCUCCACGGAGCUGCUGUUCUAUUGAAGAUCAGUAAAGAUUGGGACUGGUUCAUCACAUUGAGCUCUUCGGAUUACCCGAUUGUUACUCAGGAUGAUCUUCUUCAUGCUUUUAUGACGGUGCCGAGGGACUUGAACUUCGUUGAUCACACGAGCGACCUCGGCUGGAAAGAGCACGAAAGGUUCCAGAAGAUCAUCGUAGACCCGAGUCUUUAUAUGGACGCAAAUGCUCAAUCCUUCUUCGCUACCGAAACGAGGCAAACACCCGAUGCUUUCAGGAUCUUUACAGGUUCUCCAUGGGUUAUUCUUAGUCGAUCUUUCAUCGAGCACGUCGUGUAUGCAUGGGACAACCUCCCAAGAAAGCUACUCAUGUACUUUGCCAAUGUCGCGUACUCUGUCGAAUCCUACUUCCAAACAGCAAUAUGCAACUCCCCUCAAUUCAUCAACACUACAGUAAACGACGACCUGCGCUACUUCGUGUGGGACGACCCCCCCGGAUUAGACCCGCUCUUUCUCAACGAAUCGAACUACGAGGCCAUGAUAAACAGCAAGGCCGCAUUUGCUCGGCGGUUUAUCGGAGGGGACGAGGUGCUGAACAAAGUGGACGACCAAAUAUUGAGGCGAUCGUCGAAUGGCGUGAGCUACGGAAAAUGGUGCUUAGGAAGAGAAGAAGAUAUAAGCGAGACGGGUUCAGAGGAUCUGUGCUUGACUUGGGGGGACAUAAAUUUGAUCGAACCGCGGCCCGAAGGAAAGGAACUUAGAGAAUUGGUUGCAAAGAUCAUUGAGAGAAGAGGUUGUGUGUGAAUGGUAUAAGAUUGGAUGAAGAUUCGAGCUGUAAACUAGCCGAUCAGGGUUAAGGGUUAGCGAAUCGACUUUGUGCAGUUUGGUCAUGUUAUCUCAAGCCACAACUGCAUCUCAUCAGCAUAUAGGAUACCUCUCUCUCUCUUUCUUUUCUUUCUUUUUUUUUUCCUUUUUCCUUUUCUUUAAAUUUUUAUUUUUUAGUUUUGGUUGAGCAUCUUUUGUGUAGAUAUAGGGAACUAUAGUAGAGUGGUUGUAAUAAAUAGUUGAGGGUGAUAUUAGGUGAUAGGGCUUAUGAGAAUAGAGAACAAUUACAUUGUAGUUGAAUCUGACUUAUUUCAGGAACAUAUCAUUCCUUUUAUACAAAUAUAGAACAACAUGAACUUAUAGUUAUUAUUAAA